Messenger RNA from Panthera uncia (snow leopard), 3523 nucleotides. It is a transcript of the gene FBXO41, whose product is annotated as F-box protein 41. Gene Ontology annotation, molecular function: protein binding. The transcript is spliced from 12 exons. Bases 1 to 2616 code for a protein of 871 amino acids. NCBI's taxonomy places the organism in Eukaryota, Metazoa, Chordata, Mammalia, Carnivora, Felidae. The record is from RefSeq and is a predicted model, not a curated record.
AUGGCCUCGCUGGACCUGCCGUACCGCUGCCCCCGCUGCGGGGAGCACAAGCGCUUCCGGAGCCUGUCGUCGCUGCGCGCGCACCUGGAGUACAGCCACACGUACGAGACGCUCUACAUCCUCUCCAAGACCAACAGCAUCUGCGACGGCGCCGCGGCCGCUGCCGCCGCCGCUGCCGCCGCCUCGGGCUUCCCGCUGACGCCCGAGCCCGCCGCCCUGCUGGCGGUGCCCGGCGCCCGACGCGAGGUCUUCGAGAGCACGUCCUUCCAGGGCAAGGAGCAGGCGGCCGGGCCGUCGCCCGCUACGCCGCACCUGCUGCACCACCAUCACCACCACGCGCCCCUCGCCCACUUCGCCGGCGACCUGGUUCCCGCCAGCCUGCCCUGCGAGGAGCUGGCUGAGCCCGGCCUCGUGCCCGCAGCCGCCGCGCGGUACGCACUGCGCGAGAUCGAAAUCCCGCUGGGGGAGCUGUUCGCCCGCAAGUCCGUGGCCUCCUCGGCUUGCUCGACGCCGCCGCCCGGGCCGGGACCCGGGCCCGCCUCCGCCUCCCCCGCGUCCCCCUCCCCCGCUGAUGUGGCUUACGAGGAGGGCCUGGCGCGCCUCAAGAUCCGUGCGCUGGAGAAGCUGGAGGUCGACCGGCGGCUGGAGCGGCUGAGCGAAGAGGUGGAGCAGAAGAUCGCAGGCCAGGUGGGUCGGCUGCAAGCCGAGCUGGAACGCAAGGCGGCAGAGCUGGAGACGGCGCGACAGGAGAGUGCGCGGCUGGGGCGCGAGAAGGAGGAGCUGGAGGAGCGUGCUUCCGAGCUCUCGCGCCAGGUGGACGUGAGUGUGGAGCUGCUCGCCUCACUCAAGCAGGACCUGGUGCACAAGGAACAGGAGCUGAGCCGCAAGCAGCAGGAGGUGGUACAGAUCGACCAGUUCCUGAAGGAGACGGCGGCGCGGGAGGCCAGCGCCAAGCUGCGCCUGCAGCAGUUCAUCGAGGAGCUGCUCGAGCGGGCUGACCGGGCCGAGCGGCAGCUGCAGGUCAUCAGCAGCAGCUGUGGCAGCACGCCCAGCGCCAGCCUGGGCCGCGGAGCGGGGGGAAGCGGUGCCGGGCCCGGGCCCCGGGGUCCAGGCAGAAUGCGAGAACACCACGCGGGCCCGGCCAUGCCUAGCACAUACGCCGUGUCAAGGCAUGGCUCCUCUCCCAGCACAGGGGCCUCCAGCCGUGUCCCUGCUGCAUCCCAGAGCUCAGGCUGCUAUGACAGUGACAGUCUGGAGCUACCCCGGCCAGAAGAGGGGGCCCCCGAGGACAGUGGCCCUGGGGGCUUGAGCACACGGGCCCAGGCUGCCAACGGCGGCUCGGAGCGUACCCAGCCCCCUCGCAGCUCAGGCCUGCGGCGCCAGGCCAUCCAGAACUGGCAGCGCAGACCCCGCCGACACAGCACGGAGGGGGAGGAGGGUGAUGUCUCGGACGUGGGCUCCCGAACCACGGAGUCAGAGGCUGAGGGCCCCUCAGAUGCCCCCCGCUCUGGGCCUGCUAUGGCCGGGCCACUGAGCAGCUGCCGGCUCUCAGCCCGCCCCGAGGGAGGCAGUGGGCGGGGUCGGCGAGCUGAGAGGGGCAGCCCCUCACGCUCCAACGAGGUCAUCAGCCCAGAGAUCCUCAAGAUGCGAGCCGCCCUGUUCUGCAUCUUCACCUAUCUGGACACACGCACGCUGCUGCACGCUGCCGAGGUCUGCCGGGACUGGCGCUUUGUGGCUCGUCACCCCGCGGUCUGGACACGGGUGCUGCUGGAGAAUGCCCGCGUCUGUUCCAAGUUCCUGGCGAUGCUGGCUCAGUGGUGCACCCAGGCCCACUCGCUGACGCUGCAGAACCUGAAGCCCCGGCAGCGGGGCAAGAAGGAGAGCAAGGAAGAAUACGCCCGGAGCACCCGAGGCUGCCUGGAAGCAGGGCUGGAGUCCCUGUUGAAGGCCGCUGGGGGGAACCUGUUGAUCCUGCGCAUCUCCCACUGUCCCAACAUCCUCACUGACCGCUCACUCUGGCUGGCCAGCUGCUACUGCCGUGCCCUGCAGGCCGUCACCUACAGGAGUGCCACAGACCCCGUGGGCCACGAGGUCAUUUGGGCUCUGGGUGCAGGCUGCAGAGAGAUUGUCUCCCUCCAGGUGGCGCCACUUCACCCUUGCCAGCAGCCCACGCGCUUCAGUAACCGCUGCCUGCAGAUGAUCGGCCGCUGUUGGCCCCACCUUCGGGCCCUGGGGGUUGGGGGCGCUGGCUGUGGGGUACAGGGCCUGGCAUCACUCGCAAGAAACUGCAUGCGGCUGCAGGUCCUGGAGCUGGACCACGUGUCAGAGAUCACCCAGGAGGUGGCAGCUGAGGUCUGCCGGGAAGGCCUGAAGGGACUGGAGAUGUUGGUGCUCACGGCCACCCCCGUCACCCCCAAGGCCCUGCUGCAUUUCAACAGCAUUUGCCGGAACCUCAAGUCCAUCGUGGUCCAGAUUGGGAUUGCUGAUUAUUUCAAAGAGCCCAGCAGUCCUGAGGCCCAGAAGCUGUUUGAGGACAUGGUGACAAAACUCCAGGCCCUACGACGGAGGCCCGGCUUCUCUAAGAUCCUGCACAUCAAGGUGGACGGCGGCUGCUAACCCGGGGUGGGGGGCGGCAGGGCCCCUGCCGGCCCCACACCAGGGCACUCUCUUUGGACCUCCAGAGGGACCCUGAUUUGGACUAGACCUUCGGAGGCCUUGUGUUUUCCCUAGCUUCCAGGGAGGGGUUGACAGUUUCCUGUCCUCCUCUUGGGACAGCGGAGCAACGGGCCUGACGUCAGGCACUGGCUCUUCAGGGCAGGGGCUUGGACAGAAGCUGCCCUCCGACCCCCACUCCACCCCCAACUGGAGCAGCCUUCUGGGCACAGCCAGGAAGGAGCUGAGUCACCACCAGCACCCGGUGUCAUCGCCUCGAGGACGUGCCAUAAUCACUGAGUGGCUCCUCGGCUGCUUGGGUUGCUGGGGCAGGCCUCCCCUUGUCAGGGGCCUCUGCUAGUCCCCAGGCCAGACGGGGCUCCCCAAAGCAGCUCAGACUUGGCAAGAAGGGCUCUUUUCCUCCCCCUGCCCUGUUCCAGCCCUCUGUGGGGCAUCCCCAUCAGACAGCCUGCCAAGGCUCUGGGUCCACAUUCUCCAGGGAUAACAGACAGGCCUUGGGCGUCUGGGAAUGUGGUCAGCCAAAAGUGGGGGGCAGGGGGCAGUGAGGUAGCGGAAUGGGCUUGGAAUGGCAAAACAUUCAUCUAGAACUUUUCCCCAGGAUACUGAAACUACCACUCCCAAAGUGGGGAAAUUGCCAAGUAGAGAAAACUUAGUUUUUAUUGCUGUAGAAACAAGACCCCUCCUCCCAACAACCACAUACCCCCAUGGCACACCAGAGCUAAAUUCAGAGCUAAAAGGUGCAUGUUUCUAUACCUUCCACCAAUCCUGAGCCUCUGGCGAGGCAAGGAACCAGCUCUGGAAAUUUUAUCAGCAGUGAGAAGCAGUUCCUGUCCUCAAGAAACAACUUCUA